Octopus bimaculoides (California two-spot octopus) is the source of this 1974-nucleotide messenger RNA. RefSeq names its product mitochondrial import inner membrane translocase subunit Tim10. Gene Ontology annotation, biological process: protein insertion into mitochondrial inner membrane. Lineage: Eukaryota; Metazoa; Mollusca; Cephalopoda; Octopoda; Octopodidae. Gene Ontology annotation, cellular component: mitochondrial inner membrane. The record is from RefSeq and is a predicted model, not a curated record.
UUUUCCAACACAACUUGAGCCUGUGGUCUCGACCGCCGCAUCAGGAGGCAUUCGGACAGGAUAACCAGUUUUCCCCGUUCGAACGAGAAGUGGGAUAAAUAGCUCACCUGGAAUGUCAGCUGGUGUGAUACAUUCUCCAGUACCAAUGUCUCAGUUAUAUUCGAAAUUCGACAAGGACUAUUAUUAUCUUAUUUAUUUAUUUGAAAAUAUAUUUAAAUAUAAUAUUGGACCUGUUCUAUAUUUAAGAGAUGAGGAAUUACGUACAUUAUUUACAUUUGACGGAUAUUUGUCCUCAUCUUGUCUGUUGCUAACACAACGUUUCGGCUGAUAAACCCUCCAGCCUUCAUAAGGUGUCUUGGGGAAAUUUCGAACCUGAGUUCUCAUUCCUAAUAUCGUACCUGUUAUAAAUAUUUUGUUUCUAAGAAAAAUCACGAUCCAUGUAAACAUUUAACGCCUCCCUAAGCCCUUGUAUGAACUCUCAACACUCUCAGGGAGCCUACCACCUGAGAUCCUCAAUUCAUUCAUGGAGUCGUAGAGAGCGCCGUCGUGACAAAUGGUGUACCUUAGAGAUUUUCAAGGCUUUUGCACCCUCCUCUUCCAUGUGCUGACCCUACAAAGUCAUUUCAUGAGUUUAAGAUACAGUUGCAGUUCCCCUUGGUCUUCAAGAAGACCCGAUGAUUCGAUCCUCUCUUUGGAGAUUUGUGUGUGUGCGUGUGUGCACUGGGUACCAUGCACGGCAUGGUGUAAUUUGAGGGAAUUUGGUUACUUUUUUAAGCAGGCCGAACGACCACAUAGGAGGUUCUUCGCUGGUUUAUUCGUUUAUGUCUGUGAAAGAGAGCUGGUAUCGUUUAACCACCAAAGGCGACGGGCUGGCAGUAUCAUUAGCACGCCGGACAAAAUUCUCAGCGGCAUUCACUCCGUCUUUACGUUCAGAGUUCAAAUCCCGUUGAGGUCGACUUUGCCACCAUCCCUUAAGAGUCAAUAAACUAACUACCAGUCGAGCACUGGGGUCGAUGUAAUCGAGUAACCCCCUCCUCCAAAAUGUCAUGCCUUUGUGUCUAUAAUAGAAAGAAUUAUAGUUUAAGCACGGGUUAACUUUGAUCGAAAAGACCUAUGAUGAUAGGCGUCCCAGUAGUGACCAUCCAGUCAAUUCAUAAAUCAAGGAAUUAUAACAACCAAUGGUGCGAAUGAAAGGAAAAUUGACUGGUAUUUCUAGCAAAUCAAGUGGAAUGACCGGGUAAGAAGUGCCCUCGUUCUCGCCAGUAAAAGAGAGUUAUCUGCCCUUCUGUUUCCCAGUUACGACAGUUGAGCAGCGAAGUUCCUCAGAAAAGCACGUGUACAUACUGAGUUACACACCUCUAUCAAGAAACACCUUGAUAUAUCGGUAACACGGCGAUCUUGCCCCUCACAUCACAAAACAUACACUUCCUGCUCCAGAAUUCAUCUUCUGCUUCUUUCAGUCGUCAUCUGUUACGUUUGUUUAAAUUUUGUUUUCACUUUUCCCAAAUAUUCUUCUUUAAAAAAAUUAAACUAAUCGGAAGAUGGCGUUAAAUGAAGCUCAAAUGAAACUAGUUGUGGAUUUAGAAAUGGAAAUGAUGGCGGACAUGUAUAACAGAAUGACUAGUGCCUGCCAGAAGAAAUGCAUUCCACCACGAUACAAAGAUGCCGAACUAAACAAAGGUGAAGCAGUUUGUUUAGAUCGAUGUGUGGCCAAGUACCUCGAUGUUCAUGACAGAAUUGGUAAAAAACUCACAGCUAUUUCACAACAAGAUGAAGCUGCCAUGAAAAAGUUACAAUCACAAAUUCAGAACCAACAACCAACUUAAAACUUAAUAAACGAUUAGACUUUAAAAAAAAUAUUGGGGCUUUUUUUUUUUUUAAUUAAUAUUUAAUUAUGUUGGGUUUCAUUGAUUUUUUUAAAAUAUCAAAUAAAAAAAAAAUAGAAAAAAUAUAUAUGAAUUAUAGGGAAUGAAA